Messenger RNA from Saitoella complicata NRRL Y-17804, 1401 nucleotides. Its product is annotated as CoA-transferase family III. Gene Ontology annotation, molecular function: catalytic activity. NCBI's taxonomy places the organism in Eukaryota, Fungi, Ascomycota, Saitoellomycetes, Saitoellales, Saitoellaceae. The annotation marks the transcript as partial. The transcript has a single exon. The record is from RefSeq and is a predicted model, not a curated record.
GACGCGAGAGACGGUGAACCAAGUCAUGACUUCCCAUACCUACCCUGUCCUUUUCCAGAGACCGAGCUCGCUUCCGCUUUGAAAGCGCUUGAGGCCACGAUGUGUCUCCUCAUCGCCUCUGACCGCUUCGGAUCCGAGAAGGAAAGGAAAGCUAUUAUCGAAACCGAACGAGCGAGUUUGUUUCUGUUGAUGACAUACGUCUCCACCGUUGGUCGCCGAAACAAACACCAUCCCCAAGUCCGCGAGUUCCUCAAAGACACUGAUCUCCACCGCGCACAAUCCAACAUCUAUCGCCGUUUAUCCGCGAAUAUAUACCCUACGAAGGAUGGUAGGUACUUCCAUCUCCAUGGAUCGUUGUUGUCGGAUCCUUCGUUAGGGAUGGUGGGGUUACCCCCGUAUAAGGAGGAGUUGACGGCGUACGGGGAUGUGGUGAAGGUUAUCGGGGAUGCGGUGAAAAAGUUUACGGCGGCGGAGUUGGAGAAGGGCGCAGAAGAACGGAAGCAGGCCGGUGCGAUUUGUUUGACGAUGGGGGAGUGGGCGGAGACGGAGCAGGGUCGUAUCGCACAUUCCUUGCCUCCAUAUGUCCUCGAACCCGUCCCUGCCGCCUCAUCGUCAGGACCUACACCCUGGCCACAAACCGACAGCGAUAAGCUUCUGUCAGGCAUCAAAGUCCUCGAACUUUGCCGCAUCAUCGCCGGUCCCACCAUCGGCCGAACCCUCGCCUCCUACGGCGCUUCCGUCCUCAAAAUCACCUCACCCAAUCUCUCCGACGUCCCCUUCUUCCAAGUCGACGGAAACGCCGGGAAGCGCUGCGCCGAGCUCGACCUAAAAUCAGCCGAAGGCAGGAAGGUGUUCGAGGAGUUGGUGAAGGAGGCUGAUGUCGUUGUCGAUGGGUACAGAUUGGGGGCGUUGGAUAGGCUCGGCUAUGGACCGGAGGGGUUGGGGAGGUUGUUGGAGGGGAGGGGGAGGGGGUUCGUUUAUGUUAGGGAGAAUUGUUAUGGACAUGUGGGACCUUGGGCUGAGCGUGCCGGAUGGCAGCAAAUCGCGGACGUCUCAACCGGCGUCGCCAUCGCGAUGGGGAAAGCACUCGGACUAGAGGGUAACGAACCCGUGGUCCCGCCGUUCCCGAUGUCGGACUAUGGCACGGGGAGUCUGGGGACGAUUGCGGUGUUGCACGGAUUAUGGAAUAGGAAGGUUCAUGGAGGGAACUGGGUGGGGAGUACGAGUUUGGCGGCGUAUGAUACGUUGCUGACGAAACAAGGCGAAUACCCACCCGCAGUUUUAGACAAGUUGUUCGACGCGCACAAGGCGUUGGGGUUGGAGUUGGUGUGUACGGAUAACGUUGACGUCGUGUCGAAAAAGUCGCUGAAGACGUUGAAAGAGCUCGCGCCGUUUUUGUUU